AUGGCGCACGUCCGAGGGCCGUGGCCGCCCGGCUGCCUGGCCUUGCUUGCCCUGGUUAGCCUUGUGCACAGCCAGCAUGUGUUCCUGGCCCCUCAGCGAGCGCUGUCGCUGCUCCAGCGGGCCCGGCGGGCCAACAGCGGCUUCCUGGAGGAGCUCCGCAAGGGCAACCUGGAGCGCGAGUGCCUGGAGGAGCAGUGCAGCUACGAGGAGGCCUUCGAGGCCCUGGAGUCGGCCAUCAAGACGGAUGCAUUCUGGGUCAAGUACACAGCUUGUGAGUCGGUGAAGACAUCGCGAGAAAAGCUGGUUAAGUGUUUGGAAGAUGACUGUGCCGAAGGUCUGGGUACGAACUACCGAGGGAACGUGAGCUUCACCCGGUCAGGCAUCGAGUGCCAGCUGUGGAGAAGUCGCUACCCACAUAAGCCUGAAAUCAACGUCACCACCCACCCUGAGGCAGACCUGCGGGAGAAUUUCUGCCGAAACCCAGAUGGCAGCACCACCGGGCCCUGGUGCUACACUACGGACCCCACCGUGCGGAGGGAGGAGUGCAGCAUCCCUGUCUGCGGCCAACAGAAGGUCACUGUGGAGCUCACUCCACGCUCCAAAAGCCCCACAGUGAAUGUGUCACCUCCAUCAAACUUGUGUGUCCCUGAGCGUGGCCGGCAUUAUGAGGGUCACCUGGCAGUGACCAUGCAGGGGUCCCCCUGCCUGGCCUGGGCCAGUGAGCAGGCCAAGGCCCUGAGCAAGGACCAGGACUUCAGCCCAGAAGUGCCACUGGUGGAAAACUUCUGUCGCAACCCAGACGGGGACCAGGAGGGCGUGUGGUGCUACGUGGGCAGGAAUACUGGUGACUUCGAGUACUGUGACCUCAACUAUUGCGAGGAGCUGGUGGAUGAGGUGACAAGUGACGGCCAGGGCGAGGACCAGGAUGUGGCCAUCGAGGGUCGCAGCACCACAGAGGAGUUCCAGCUCUUCUUCAAUGAGAAGACCUUUGGCGCUGGGGAGGCAGACUGUGGGCUGCGGCCUCUGUUUGAGAAGAAGAGGCUGGAGGACAAAACAGAGAAGGAGCUUCUGGAUUCCUACGUUGAGGGGCGCAUCGUGGAGGGCUGGGACGCGGAGAUCGGUCUCGCACCCUGGCAGGUGAUGAUUUUCCGGAAGAGUCCCCAGGAGCUGCUGUGCGGAGCCAGCCUCAUCAGUGACCGCUGGGUCCUCACUGCUGCUCACUGUCUCCUGUACCCACCUUGGGACAAGAACUUCACCGAGAAUGACAUUCUGGUGCGCAUUGGCAAGCAUUCCCGCACCAGGUAUGAGCGAGGCAUUGAGAAGAUCUCCAUGCUGGAGAAGAUCUACAUUCACCCCAGGUACAACUGGAGGGACACCCUGGACCGCGACAUUGCCCUGCUGAAGCUCAAGAAGCCCAUCACCUUCAGCAACUACAUUCACCCCGUGUGCCUGCCCGACAAGCAGACAGCAGCCAGGUUGCUCCAGUCUGGAUACAAAGGGCGAGUGACUGGCUGGGGCAACUUGAAAGAGACGUGGACAGCCAGUGCCACUGAGGUGCAGCCCAAGGUCCUGCAGGUGGUCAACGUGCCCAUCGUGGAGCGUCCGGUCUGCAAGGCCUCCACCCGCAUCCGCAUCACGGACAACAUGUUCUGUGCUGGUUACAAGCCUGAGGAAGGGAAACGAGGGGAUUCUUGUGAAGGUGACAGUGGGGGACCCUUUGUCAUGAAGAGCCCCUUUAACCACCGCUGGUAUCAAAUGGGCAUCGUCUCGUGGGGUGAAGGCUGUGACAGGGAUGGGAAAUAUGGCUUCUACACACACGUGUUCCGCCUGAAGAAGUGGAUCCAGAAGGUCAUUGAUCGGUCUGGAGAUAGGGGGCCACCCACACUCUAG
Molossus molossus (Pallas's mastiff bat) is the source of this 1890-nucleotide messenger RNA. It is a transcript of the gene F2, whose product is annotated as coagulation factor II, thrombin. Gene Ontology annotation, cellular component: extracellular region. The record is from RefSeq and is a predicted model, not a curated record. The coding region runs from base 1 to 1890 and encodes 629 amino acids. Gene Ontology annotation, biological process: platelet activation; blood coagulation; positive regulation of blood coagulation. Gene Ontology annotation, molecular function: calcium ion binding; serine-type endopeptidase activity. Lineage: Eukaryota; Metazoa; Chordata; Mammalia; Chiroptera; Molossidae. The transcript is spliced from 14 exons.